Knipowitschia caucasica is the source of this 1386-nucleotide messenger RNA. The record is from the annotation of a GenBank genome assembly. NCBI's taxonomy places the organism in Eukaryota, Metazoa, Chordata, Actinopteri, Gobiiformes, Gobiidae.
AUGGCGCCAGAGGCCGUUAGCGGCUCGUGCGGGAAGUUUGAUGUUGAUUGUAACGACUUUAAUAAAGUUAAUAAUAAAUACUUUUCCUGCUUAUGGUGUUGGUCACAUAGUUCUGAGACCAACUGCAUCCACCUCCCGUCUCACCUCCUGUCUCACCACCCAUGUCCUCUCACCUCCUCCUCUGACACCUCCGGUCUCACCUCCCCUGUCCUACCACCUCCUGUCUCACCUCCCCUCUCCUACCACCUCCUGUCUCACCACCCCUGUCCUCCCACCUCCUCCUCUUGCACCUCCUGUCUCAUGAAUGUGACAGAAACAGAUUUCAUUUCUUUUAUUGAGCGUCACUGCAAACUCACACUGCAGCCAGGCGUCACAGAGACACAGGCGUCAGAGACACAGGCGUCACAGAGACACAGGCGUCAGAGACACAGGCGUCAGAGACACAGGCGUCACAGAGACACAGGCGUCAGAGACACAGGCGUCAGAGACACAGGCGUCACAGACACAGGCGUCACAGACACAGGCGUCACAGACACAGGCGUCACAGAGACACAGGCGUCAGAGACACAGGCGUCACAGACACAGGCGUCACAGACACAGGCGUCACAGACACAGGCGUCAGAGACACAGGCGUCACAGACACAGGCGUCACAGACACAGGCGUCACAGACACAGGCGUCAGAGACACAGGCGUCACAGACACAGGCGUCACAGACACAGGCGUCAGAGAGACACAGACGUCAGAGACACAGGCGUCAGAGACACAGGCGUCACAGACACAGGCGUCACAGACACAGGCGUCAGAGAGACACAGACGUCAGAGACACAGACGUCCGAGACACAGGUGUCCGAGACACAGGCGUCACAGACACAGGCGUCACAGACACAGGCAUCCGAGACACAGGCGUCCGAGACACAGGCGUCACAGACACAGGCGUCACAGACACAGGCGUCACAGACACAGGCGUCCGAGACACAGGCGUCCGAGACACAGGCGUCCGAGACACAGGCGUCCGAGACACAGGCGUCCGAGACACAGGCGUCACAGACACAGGCGUCACAGACACAGGCGUCCGAGACACAGGCGUCCGAGACACAGGCGUCCGAGACACAGGCGUCAGAGACACAGGCGUCAGAGACACAGGCGUCACAGACACAGGCGUCACAGAGACACAGGCGUCACAGACACAGGCGUCAGACACAGGCGUCACAGACAUAGGCGUCACAGAGACACAGGCGUCCGAGACACAGGCGUCACAGACACAGGCGUCACAGACACAGGCGUCACAGACACAGGCGUCACAGACACAGGCGUCACAGACACAGGCGUCACAGACACAGGCGUCACAGACACAGGCUUGUGACAUCACGCUGGAAGGCUCCUGA